AGAAACAGGAAAAUUUCCAUUAGCACACCGGUCUUAGAGACAAAAGAAAAAAGUAAAGGUCUGCAACAUGAAAGUCACAGGCAUCACAAUACUCUUUUGGACUCUCGCCAUGAUAUUAUUAUCAGACAAAAGCCAGUCUUCUAAAACAGAAGUUCAAUAUAAUUUCACUGAAAAGAAUUAUUCCUUGAUUCCAGCAGAUAUCAAGAAAGAUGUUACUAUACUUGAUCUCAGUUAUAACCAAAUUACUCUUAAUGUUACAGAUACACGAGUUCUACAGACAUACUUUUUACUCACUGAGCUCUAUUUGAUUGAGAACAAUGUUACUACCUUACAUAAUAGCAGUUUUUGUAACCUCUCCAAUCUAGAAAUUUUAAAUAUCUGUAGAAACUCCAUAUAUGUAAUUCAACAAGUUGCAUUUUUAGGCUUAAAUAAACUAACACAGUUAUAUCUUUGCCAUAACAAAAUAGAACAACUGAAUGCUGAUAUAUUUGUGCCUCUAAGAAACCUAAAACUACUGAAUCUGCAAGGCAAUUUGAUAAGCUAUUUGGAGGUACCACCACUAUUUCAUCUGGAAUUAAUAGCUUUAUAUGGAAACCUAUGGAACUGCUCUUGUAGUCUAUUUAAUUUACAGAACUGGUUGAACACAUCAAAUGUGACAUUAGAAAAUGAGAACAUCACCAUGUGUAGCUACCCCAACAGCCUGAAGAGCUACAAUAUCAAAACAGUACCUCAUACGGCUGAAUGCUACUCAAAAUUUUCUUCACUUAUCAAUGAAGAUCUUUAUAUUCAUUUUCAGCCCAUCAGCAAUUCAACAUUUAAUAGCUCUUUGAACAACUUAACAAGAAAUUCAGAACAUGAACCUCUUGGAAAAAGUUGGACUUUCCUUGUUGGUGUUGUUGUCACUGUACUGAUGACUUCACUCCUCAUUUUUAUUGCUAUCAAAUGCCCAAUAUGGUAUAAUAUUCUGCUUAGUUAUAAUCAUCAUCGCCUGGAAGAGCAUGAAGCAGAAACCUAUGAAGAUGGUUUUCCUGGAAAUCCAAGCCCUCUUUCCCAGAUACCAGAAACAAACUCUGAAGAAACUACAGUAAUAUUUGAGCAAUUACAUCCAUUUGUGAUAGAUGAUGAUGGAUUUAUUGAAGACAAAUAUAUAGAUAUCCAUGAAUUAUGUGAAGAAAAUUAAUUUUUUUCAAAGUUUGCUUUUUAAAACAAAGUUAUCAGCUCACUCACAGUUUAGAUAUGCGGAUUUUACUAUGUGGCAUACCAAAAUAUAGUUAGCAGACAUUCAUAUUAAUUACGAUAUACAUGAAUAUCAUAAAUUAAUGUUAUCUGCAUUGUAUUGAGCAAGCAGGUUCAAAUGCAAUAACUGACAUUCCUUGGUAGCUGACAGUUAUAGUUAGUCUACAAUACUAGCACUACUAUUCUUAACAGUAUUCAGGUGACCAUACAGACUAGUAAAAAGGCCUGAAGUAGGCGGGGCACAGUAGCUCACGCCUGUAAUCAUAGCACUUUGGGGGGCCGAGGCGGGCGGAUCACAAGG
Molecule: messenger RNA, 1537 nt
Organism: Sapajus apella (tufted capuchin)
Lineage: Eukaryota; Metazoa; Chordata; Mammalia; Primates; Cebidae
Gene: LRRC19
Product: leucine rich repeat containing 19
Exons: 5
Coding region: 68-1180 (370 amino acids)
Biological process (GO): interleukin-8 production; positive regulation of non-canonical NF-kappaB signal transduction
Cellular component (GO): plasma membrane
Molecular function (GO): signaling receptor activity; protein binding
Source: RefSeq, a predicted model, not a curated record